Lolium rigidum is the source of this 726-nucleotide messenger RNA. Its product is annotated as enoyl-[acyl-carrier-protein] reductase, mitochondrial-like. Gene Ontology annotation, molecular function: trans-2-enoyl-CoA reductase (NADPH) activity. Gene Ontology annotation, biological process: fatty acid metabolic process. Bases 1 to 726 code for a protein of 241 amino acids. The transcript is spliced from 4 exons. The record is from RefSeq and is a predicted model, not a curated record. Lineage: Eukaryota; Viridiplantae; Streptophyta; Magnoliopsida; Poales; Poaceae. Gene Ontology annotation, cellular component: mitochondrion.
AUGGCGUCAGCGCUCCGCCUGCCGCCGUCGACGGCGGCGCGCCUCCGCUUCUCUCGCAGCCUUCCCUUCUCCGCCGCCGCGUCGCUCUUCUCCCCGCCCUCCAAAGCCGUCCUCUACGACCAACACGGCCCUCCCGACCAAGUCCUCAGGGUGUCGGACGUGCCGCCGGUGGAGCUCGGGGAGCGCGACGUCUGCGUCAAGAUGCUGGCCGCGCCCAUCAACCCCUCCGACAUCAACCGCGUCCAGGGCGUCUACCCCGUCAGGCCUCCCCUCCCCGCCGCCGUCGCGGGCUACGAGGGCGUCGCCCAGGUCCACGCCGUCGGCCCCGCCGUCACCCGCCCCAUCUCACCCGGCGACUGGGUCAUCCCUUCCCCGCCCUCCUUCGGGACAUGGCAGACCUACAUUGUGAAGCCGGAAGAUGUGUGGCACAAGGUCCGCGACGACGUGCCUGUGGAAUACGCUGCUACUGUCACGGUCAACCCCUUGACGGCGCUCAGGAUGCUCAAGGACUUUGUGGACCUCAAUCCUGGUGAUGCAAUUGUCCAAAACGGCGCGACCAGCAUCGUCGGUCAGUGCGUUAUUCAGCUCGCUAAAGUACAGGGAAUUCGCACCAUCAAUAUCAUACGGGACAGGUGCACAUUCAGCUUGGAAACAAAAUACAGAAAAUACUACUUGUGUCUUUGUUUUCUAGACGAUCGUAAUAAUUUGCUUAAUAUGGUGUUCUAA